AAAAGGCAGCUGGGCCCGGGGGACCACUACCACCAAUGCACGGAGACCGGUAGUCGCCCCGAAUGUCUGGCUUCGCUGUUAUUUAUUGGAUACAAAGCAAAAGGGGCAGGGUAAAGAAUGUGAGUCUUCUCCAAUGAUAGGUAAGGUCACAUGGGUCACGUGUCCACUGGACAGGGGGCCCUUCCCUGCCUGGCAGCCGAGGCAGAGAGAGAGAGAGAGAGAAGACAAAGACAGCUUACGCCAUUAUUUCUGCAUAUCAGAGACUUUUAGUACUUUCACUAAUUUACUACUGCUAUCUAGAAAGCAGAGCCAGGUGUACAGGAUGGAACAUGAAGGUGGACUAGGAGCGUGACCACUGAAGCACAGCAUCACAGGGAGAUGGUUAGGCCUCCGGAUAACUGCGGGAAAGCCUGACUGGUGUCAGGCCCUCCACAAGAGGUGGAGGAGCAGAGUCGUCUCUAAACUCCCGCGGGGAAAAGGUGACUCCCUUUCCCGGUCUGCUAAGUAGCGGUUGUUGCUGCUUGACACCUUUUGCUACCGCUAGACCACGGUCCGCCUGGCGACGGGCAUCUUCCCAGAUGCUGGCGUCACCGCUAGACCAAGGAGCCCUCUGGUGGCCGUGUCCAGGCAUAACAGAAGGCUCGCACUCCUGUCUUCUGAUCACACCUAUGUCCCCUCAGCUCGUAUCUCUGUAGGGUCUGGUUUUUCCUAGGUUAUGAUUAUAGAGCGGGGAUUAUUAUAAUAUUGGGAUAAAGAGUAAUUACUACCAACUAAUGAUUAAUGAUAUUCAUAUAUAAUCAUAUCUAAGAUCUAUAUCUGGUAUGACUAUUCUUGUUUUAUAUUUUAUUAUACCGGAAGAGCUCGUGUCCUUGGUCUCUUGCCUCGGCGCCUGGGUGGCUUGCCGCCCACAUUAGGAGAUCUUUCCCUGUCAUAAUUUCUUCAGUUAUGAUUUUUGCAAAGGCGGUUGCAGUGGUCUCAUUAGUUUUACAAAGGCUUAGUUUUGAGGAAGGGCUGCUAUCAUUUAAACUAUAAAUGCCUCCCAAAGUUAGCUUUGCUUAUCCAGGAAUAAUUAAGGGCAGCUUUAAGGCCAAAGGCAAGAUGGGGGUUGGCCAGAUCUCCUUCAAGGCCAUCCUUCUCUCACCGAUACAAUUUUUUGCAAAGGCGGUUUCAGAACGUCAGAACGCCUGUCUUAAUGUAACUGUGGCCCAUGUAACGAUGUUUAGAGGGUCUUCUCUGAUUUCUAAAAGGCUGAAACGCUUGUAAGGGCUCUGCUGGACCUGCCCGUGCGUCUUUCCUAUAAAUGCAGGGAGGGAGGGAGACAAGGAAUCAACACAGCCCCAGGGCUGCCCUGGGUUUAUUCCAAGAGUUUGAAUCGCGUAACUUGGAGCUGUGUAGCGCCCAUCCCAUCCACGCUAGGCCCGCGCUCAGAGUCAGGCCUAAGCACUCGGCCAUGAUGCGCGUGGGACCGAGCCCACCCCGCUCGGUUCCUGUGAGCAGCAGUUCAGCCCUCACUGGACAGACUUGGGGACCGCCACCGGCACCCACCCUCUGCUCGCUGCGCACUUCCGGGGUCGCGUUAGAAUCGCGUCAGAGCCGGGCGCCCCAGGCCGCGCAUGAGCAGGAGCAGAGCCAACGUGUCAGCGGCGCCCAAGCGGCCCCAGCGCGCUCGCGUCGCCCCGCUCUCCUCACCUAGUCGCCAAUGGGCUCAGGAUCCGCCCCUGACGACGCGGGCCCCGCCCCUGGAGACACGCGCCGCGCAGUCGUCACCCGCCCGGGAGCAGGAGGCCGGGGACGCCCGCCGGUCGGGCCUGGGCGGCCGCCAUGAAGCUGACGCGGAAGAUGGUCCUGACCCGGGCCAAGGCCUCGGAGCUGCACAGUGUGCGCAAGCUCAAUUGCUGAUCUCCAUUUGCCGGGAGAUGCCCAGCCUGGAGGUGAUCACACUCAGCGUCAACAGCAUCUCCACGCUGGAGCCCGUGAGCCGGUGCCAGCGCCUGAGCGAGCUGUACCUGCGGAGGAACCGCAUCCCCAGCCUGGCCGAGCUCUUCCACCUGAAGGGGCUGCCGCGUCUGCGGGUGCUGUGGCUGGCCGAGAACCCGUGCUGCGGCGCCAGCCCCCACCGCUACCGCAUGACCGUGCUGCGCACCCUGCCGCGCCUACAGAAGCUGGACAACCAGGCUGUGACGGAGGAAGAGCUGUCCCGUGCACUGAGUGAGGGAGAGGAGAUCACCGCCGCCCCGGAGAGAGAGGGCACAGGCCACGGCAGCCCCAAGCCAUGCUGCACACUGAGGUCCCUCAGCUCUGCUGCUGAGACCGGCCAGGACCCGCUGGACAGCGAGGAGGAGGCAAUCAGCGCCCGGGCUGAACUUGGCCUGAAGCCCCCUUCCCAGGACCAGUUUCCUUCCUUCUCACCCAGGGAUGCUUCAAGCAGCCACAAGAGCAGGAAUGUCCUGACUGCCAUCCUGCUGCUGCUGCGGGAGCUGGACGCAGAGGGGCUGGAGGCCGUGCAGCAGACUGUGGGCAGCCGGCUGCAGGCCCUGCGUGGGGAGGAGGUGCAGGAGCACGCCGAGUGACCGCAGGACCUGAGCGCCACUCCACCCUCCACGAGGACCCCAGCGUCUUCCCCAGCCCCCGGGAGCUGGAGGGUGGCUGCCACGGCCGCAGCCCUGGCCCCACACAAAAGCCUCCCUGGUUCGCCACAUCGGCCGAGGGCAGGAGUGGGUGUUAGGUACUAGCUAACCAGGGCGGUAGAGAUGCUGUCCACACCAGUCCUGUCCCCAGGACUCCCCUUCUGUGGUUUGGUGGUUCUGGGCUGGCCUGGGCUCUUAAAGGGAGGAUUUUGCAGGCUGUCCUCCCUAAUAAAAGAUUUUCCCAAGGUU
This is a messenger RNA of Symphalangus syndactylus (siamang), 2876 nucleotides long. RefSeq names its product cilia and flagella associated protein 410 (gene CFAP410). Gene Ontology annotation, molecular function: protein binding. Lineage: Eukaryota; Metazoa; Chordata; Mammalia; Primates; Hylobatidae. The record is from RefSeq and is a predicted model, not a curated record. Gene Ontology annotation, biological process: cytoskeleton organization.